AUGGUGUAUCGUGGGAGACCAUCAACUGGUUGUCUUAAAUGUCGAAAGAGGAAGAUCAAGUGCGACGAGCGACCAGAUGGGUGUCUCAAGUGCACCGAGAAGGGGUAUGCAUGCCCUGGAUACGAGGACCUACUCGAUCGAUUCUUCCAGGAUGAAUCGGCAAAUGUGAAGGACAAGGUCAUCAAAGCUAAAGCUAAAGCCAUUGCUCUGCGAGAUCUGCGAGAUUCAAAGUAUAGAACCAAGCCUCCGAAGCCGCUUGAAGGCCCUCCUGGCCUCUGUGCUUUAAUUGAGGCCCCUCUUCUCGGCCCAUUGAUCGAUCAAGGCAUAAACUUCUUCAUGUCACAUUAUGCAUUAGGCUUGGAUGAGCCGCCCAUCCAAUCAGUUUCUUACCAUCGACACCUUUCUACCAACGGAUUCCACCCCGUCGUAGCGACAUCGAUGACCGCUCUAGGACUUGCCGGGAUAGCUAACAUCCUCAGAGAUGGCUAUCUUCGAAAAGAGGCGACUCGAUGGUAUUCCAAAGCCUUGAAUAUGACGAAUUCUGCGCUUGCACACCCUGCCGAGGUUAAAUCUGACAACACGUUGUUGUCUACAAUCCUCCUCAGUGUAUACGAGCAGACGAGCAAUGAGAAGUCCUUUGCGGCCUGGAGUAACCACGUCGAAGGCUCGGCAUCCCUAAUUCGCGUGCGGGGCCGCGAUCAGUUUACCACCCCAGCCGCACGGAGGAUGUACAUGCAGAUUGUGUCGCUUCUCGUGAUGAAUUGUAUGGGUAGAGGUGAAGCGAUACCGGAAUUCAUUCACGAAAUGAACAAACAAGUUGUUGAACAUGAAGACCCGAAAAAUCCAAUGAACAAAUUCUACCACCUCAAUAUUAAAGCGAUUGACUUUCGGGCCCAAAUUAUCAACGGAAAGUUAACCGACCUUCACGCUAUCCUCGAUAGAGCCUUAGAGCUUGAUGCUCUAGCUCGAGGUAUUUUCGACGAUGUCGGGUCGUCGUGGGAUCCUGAAGUCGUAGAAGUCGAAGAAGGAACCCCCAAUAUUUUCGGAACAUUCUAUCACAUUUACCCACAUCAUUCAGCUUCACAGACAUGGAACUGGACCCGGUACAACCGAAUCUACUUCCACGAUAUUAUUCGUAACACCCUCAUCCUGGGCUUCUCAAUGUCCCCUCCUGCCUUUGUUGGUUCAUACUACGCCCUCCUCCUAGAGGAAUCAACACGGACAUUGUAUGAGAUGCAAGCCGGUAUCCUUGCCAGUGUUCCCCAGCAUCUUCACGAUACUCCGAAAAUUUCACUCUCUUCGCCCUCAGCCGCGAUCCCAACCCCUACCUCAUCAAACAGUAACCAGGCCCGAUUCAUCUGGUCCAACUUCCGCAAUGCCACAGCCCCCGAAUUCCCCCAGCCAUCCGGCUCAACCGAACGCUUACCUAAACUCCGCGUAUCAGGAGGGUAUUCAUUCUUCUGGUCUAUUUACAUCGCUGGGGCUACAUCUAUCGCAACGCCCAAGGUGCACGAAUAUGUCUUGCGCUCACUAACUCGACUCAGUGAAGAGUUUGGUGUCAAUCAAGCAAAGGUGCUUGUUAGUGCGCUGAAGCUCAAGAUCCAGAUGGACCAGAAUGGGACGCAAGGCUUUGAGGUUGUUCCAUCGUACUUACCAAGGGAAGGGGAGCAUAUGAGGGCCUCCGAUUCUGCUUGAAUCAGGGCAAUUGCUUCUCGAUCAGUCAACUUUUAGGUCUUUCUAGAAAGGUGCAGAGUCUGGUAUACCUCAUUCGUGCGAGUCGCCCCACCAACAGUCUCAAGCUGCAUCCUAUGGCUGAGCAAAUCAUGCGGUAGAUCUAGGCCGGAAUAUUUCCUUGCCUCUGAUGUCAAGCAACCCCUACCCUGCUCCCAUUAUCAGGUGGUGAAAGAGGAGGGUACCAUUUCAGUCCCGCUUUGCUAUCAUUCGCCACAACACACCACCAAAACAUCGUGGCACACCGUUCGAGGUGCUGUGACGUACGCCACAGCGCCUUUCGUCGUCUUUAAUCACAUGCG
Messenger RNA from Lindgomyces ingoldianus, 2033 nucleotides. RefSeq lists its product as uncharacterized. Lineage: Eukaryota; Fungi; Ascomycota; Dothideomycetes; Pleosporales; Lindgomycetaceae. The record is from RefSeq and is a predicted model, not a curated record. Bases 1 to 1695 code for a protein of 564 amino acids. The transcript has 2 exons. Gene Ontology annotation, biological process: regulation of DNA-templated transcription. Gene Ontology annotation, molecular function: DNA-binding transcription factor activity, RNA polymerase II-specific; zinc ion binding.